This is a messenger RNA of Botrytis cinerea B05.10, 1179 nucleotides long. RefSeq lists its product as hypothetical. Bases 83 to 811 code for a protein of 242 amino acids. NCBI's taxonomy places the organism in Eukaryota, Fungi, Ascomycota, Leotiomycetes, Helotiales, Sclerotiniaceae. The record is from RefSeq and is a predicted model, not a curated record. The transcript has a single exon.
GAACAUAAAAGCCCGGCAACGAAGUAUCUUUUCCUGCCUUUGCUACCAUCUACCAUACUAUUGGAUUCUCUAGCUCCUUACAAUGUCAGCCCCACCACUCGAAAUUCAUAUUCAAGGUACCUCACAAGUGCAACUCCCAGCUGAACGUGGCAAUUUAGUCAUUGCCGUAACCUCAGAAGGCACCUCACAAACAUCAGUUUCCGAGGCAGUCACACAAGCAUCCAAUAAUCUCCAAGCUCUCUUCAAGCAAUUAUCCACAAAACCACCACAGUCUUCCAAUCAUCCUAACGUUGCAAUUCAAGAGCCUCCAGUAACUAAUUACUCCAUGACCAAUCUUCGCACUCGCUCCUGGCAGCCUCCAGACUCUGAUUCUAAUGGCGAACCUUGGGCUCGUGUUCACGAAGCAUCCUCACAUUUCGAGGUCACUUUUCAAGACUUUGAGAAACUCGCUGAAGUGGCGAGUUCUAUGUUCAUCAUGCCCAACGCAGAGGUUCGCUCAACCAGUUGGUCUUUGACUGAGGAGACGCAAAAGGCCGCUGGGAUAUUGGGGAGGGAACAGGCAAUCAAAAAUGCGAUCAGUAAAGCGGAUGAUUAUGCGAGGGUUCUUGGGAGGAAAGUCGCAGCGACAGAAGUUAGAGAUAAUGGGACCAAUCUUAAAGCAGUGAAAAGAAAGGGAUACGCGGCAAUGGUGCCGAGAAGAGGCAUAGGCGCAGAUCAGAGGACUAUGGUCGAUGGAUUGGCUUUGGAGCCGCAGAAUGUGGAGAUUAUUGAGAAGGUUCACGUGAGAUUUGUGAGCAUUGAUGGAGUUUAGCAAUGCUAAAAUAGAGGUUAAGAAGUGCCCUGAUUCGACGAUUUAGAUCCGUAUUUCUCUCUCAGUUGUUGGCUGUGUGUGUUUGCAUACAGUUUCAGAAACUCGUUGCAUGUCUUAUUUUACACAAACUUUUUUUUUCACAAGCUUUUUUUUUCACAAUCGUUGAUGCUUAGAACAGAUAUGACUAUUAAGUUUUGCUGCUCAUCCCAUUAUUUACCAACCUUUCUUCUGCAGAGUGAAAUCACUGUUUAAGGACAGGAUAGGAAGGAAUUAAUAGGGAAUCAGAGACUUCCUCCCUGGAAUCCUUAGCCCUAGUUUUUGAAAGUCAUCAACAUAAAAAUUACACAGCACUUUAUUGUGCAACUUCA